AUGGACGCUCAAAGCCCGGACCCAGUCGACUGGGGAGUGGACCAGGUGGUUGACUACUUAUGCAAUCCACAAGAAGCUCCCUGGGCCGACUCUGCCACUUCUUCGCGCCCAAACCUCACCGCGCUCGAGGCUGCACUCCGUGACAACGAGAUAAACGGAGAAGCCCUACUUCACGAUGUUGAUCGAGAAGCCCUCAGAGAUGAUAUGGGUAUCAAAGCUCUUGGUCACCGCAGUAGCGUUCUCAGAGCUAUUGAUUGGCUACGUGCUCGAUCACCGAAAUAUCAAACUUCCAAGCAGAACUUUCCCUCUUCCCAGCAACCUCAUCCGACUGAGCACCUCUUAUCAUCCUUCAACUCUCCUAUCACCACAUUUGCGGACUCACCCAGCCGCAUCUCCUCUGUGCCUCCUUCUGUGCUUCCUUUUGUGCUUCCUUCUGUGCCUCCGUCUGUGCCUCCGUCUGUACCUCCACCCCCUGCGCCAGCCGAAAUGACGCCAGCGCCUGCAGCCGCAGGUAUGAAAGAAAAACGUCGGAUCGCGCCGACCCCGGUCGUUGAUCUCAAGGGAGAGAAGCGGGGUGGCGAUGAGGCCCAGAAAGGGAAGUCUCCAUUUGACAAUCGUGCACCUGGUCUCUCACCGCAGCCUAUCUCCGAAAGCAUGGCAAACAACUCUACCAAGACUGUUCGUGGUGAAGGAAGUCAGAAGGUCUCACUUUCUGACCCUUCUAAUGCCAACAUUAUCCCACCAGACACAGCGGAGCUCGAGUCGAAGCUUUCUAAAGAUAGGUCUUCCGAACUCACCCAGAAGGAUCAUGACUUUUUCGCCGAGUUGCUCUUGAAGCAUCCUGUUGGGGGCGAUGUCAUUCCCUUGCUGGGAGAAUCAGACGCUGAGUACGAUGAAGAGACUCAGAAUGAAAUAGAGGAAGAUGAGCUUGAUUCAAUGUCUCCUAUUUCAUCCACUGAUUGCGAAGACAUCUUCUCUGACUUCAUCGCCGAUCAUGAGAAGGCCUGGAUGGCAAAGCACUUGCCGAAACACCGGCCAUAUGGCCAGCUGGUGUGGAACCAGGCUCGGAACCCCCGCUCAGGAAUGGGUUACAAGUCUGGCGCGUUGCGAACUCUAGAAAACCUUCGUUUACGGCUGACGAAGCAGAAAUCAGCUCUCUGUGACGCCAAAUACAAGUCCCGCAUCGCUUUACGAGAUGCAUGCAGGGUCAUGGAAACUACGCUGGAUCAAAUUUGCUUCGAGGAAUGGAGGUUACAAACAAUGGAGUUAGAGACGUGCCCACCAUUCGUGCCUCCGCCGCCAAGGGUGUCUCGGCCUCGAAGACAGCGUGUGGUUGAAGCAGAUGAAGAGUCUCUGGGUUCUGACUCGGAUCUCGCGGCUGAUGACGAGGCCUCUGCCGAAGAGUCUGAUUCCGACUUUGUGGAUGACGACUUUGUGGAUGACAUCCCCCACCGACCCCACAAGGGUCUGCUGGGGCCCGUCCCGGCAGACACAGGGUUAGUCGCCUCCACGUCUGAUGAUAGCGAGGAAGUCUCCGUUGCCAAGAAAAGACGACGAAUGAUGGAAAGUCAACACCAGAGCGAGGGCAAGAUCAACGUGAAUGCAAGCAAGCCUGGUCCAUUCGCGGAGUUUGAAAAUGGAGAAAUGUACCAUCUUUCCAGCCCCGAUCAUUUUUCACCAUCCGGUGCACUUCAACUUGACUCAUCCCCGCAGGCCCUACAUGAUUCUGAUGCAGACAUGUUGGUUGAGACACCACCUCUCAACCCAACCCUGCCCGCUUCCUCCCCUCCAGAUUUCGACAUGGAAGACGAUUUCCUAGUGAAGACGCCUCCACUCAACCCGACCAGUCUUCCGCGGCCAUCUGGGAAGCUCAGAUUGACUCUGCCGUGGCCUGAGGCGCCCUUGAAGGUCAUCGAGGAUAAUGCCUUACGUCUCCCCAAAAAGCUCACUUCGCGUGCAGUGUCCCUUGAGAAAGACAGCAGUGAUGCCGUCAGCCCAAGCAUGGACGACAUUGACAUUUUUGACAUGGUGUCGGUCAUGAGCUGGGAAAACGUUGAGGCUUCAAGGAACCCUGUCUGGCUAUUGGCAAAACACCUGAUUGGCUUGCUACCGGAGGAUCAGAAGCGCUUCGGGCCUUACAUGGAAGAACUCAUGGAUUCCGUCUACAUGGAAGAAGUCUGGGCAGCAGUGCAAGCGAUGCUCCAAAAUUCAUGGGCUAUGGAAGGCAGAACCGAGGAAGAGAGCCGACCUGCAAUGCGGCUAGGAGCUUAUUUUGUAUCCUGGCACAGUGGCAAGGUACUGAAUCCCCAUGGUAUGGGUAAGGAACCCCUUCAAAAAGCCCUCGAAGCCCUUGAAGAAGAGAACUACCUACCGAAGUUCCUCGGUUUCUUGCAUCGGUUGAAGAAGCUUUAUGCGUCGUUCAGAGCUUGGCUAUCGCGACAGCCACCCCGCAAAGAAAAACCAGGAUACACCACGUAUUCUGACUCUGCGGAUUCUGACAGUAACUCGCUCAAAAGGAAGCGACAUGCAAAACCUCGUUCGAAGAAACCAUUCGGACCGCGACCGCUGAGCAACAUGCAGAAAGAUGCACAGGAACGACAAGCGAAGCAGGACAAAGACCGCGAGCGCCUUAGGAUGGCCCGUGAAAGCAAGGGCCUGAGCAACAGUGACCCAGAGGGGCAAGCUGUGACUUUCAAGGAACCAGUCAUCUACUUACACCCCCAUCUGGGUAGAUACGUCAAACCCCAUCAAUUGACGGGCAUCCAGUUCAUGUGGCGAGAGUUAAUUGAAGCAAACAACCAACAAGGCUGUUUGCUUGCCCAUACCAUGGGCCUGGGCAAGUCAAUGCAAGUCAUCUCACUUUUGGUCACUAUUGCCGAUGCCGCUGCUUCGGAUAACCCCAAGAUCCGGGAACAAGUUCCAGAACGUUUUCAUCGCUCCCAGACCCUUGUCCUAUGUCCAUCUUCUGUGGUGCCGAAUUGGUCAGACGAGUUCGCUAUGUGGGCGCCAGCUGAUCACCAUCUUGGCCCAAUUCGGCUGAUCGCCCCUCGUGGAAAGGGCCUCGAAAUGUCUGAGAGGCUGCAGACAAUCCGCGACUGGAACAGAAGGGGCGGUAUUCUCAUUAUGAGUUAUGAGAUGCUCCGCAUCCUCAUUGUGAAUAAGCCAGUCAGACUCAAUGAUGAGGAGCACAGGCUUGUCGAAGAAUGUCUCCUAGAAGGGCCCAAUAUCAUUGUGGCAGACGAAGCCCACAAGCUGCGGAGUGGGAAGUCAGCCAUUUCUCAAGUCGCUUCUCGGUUCAAAUCGACAAGUCGGAUUGCUAUGACAGGCUCACCGUUGUCGAAUCAGCUUUUCGAGUACUACCAGAUGGUUGAGUGGGUCGCGCCUGGCUACCUGGAAGAUCCCAGCACGUUCAAGCGGAAAUUCAUGGACCCGAUCCAGGCUGGGUCCUACAUGGAUAGCUCGAGGAUGGAGCAGAGAGAAAGUUUGGUAUCUUUGCAGCUUCUCAACGGAAUCUUGGCUCCAAAGGUCCUCAGAGCUGAUACCUCUGUGCUUGCUGCUGAUCUACCAUCAAAAACCGAGUUCAUUCUCACGGUACCACUGACAGAACUGCAGAGAAAUGCCUAUAACACCUUUGUGGACUGUGCUAAGUCUAAGGAUGCGGACGCAAGUUUGAAGCUUUGGUCAUGGCUGGCAAUUAUGCAACUAUGUUGCAACCACCCCUUCCCAUUCCGUGAAAAGCUCGCCGAUAGACUGAAACAGCAGGAGGAUACCGAUAACCUGUCCAUUUUGCCAACGUCGAUUCAAGAUGCCGGACUUCCAAGCGACCUUGUCUCCCAGAUGGACGCGCUUUUCAGCAAGUACCCGAAUCUGGAAGAGACUGCCUUGUCCAAUCGUGCUGUCCUCCUUGAUGAAAUCCUAGAUCUGUCCAUCCGGGCCAACGACAAGGUUUUGAUCUUCACUCAAAGUAUUCCGACCAUGAACUAUCUGGACCUCAUGCUGAAAAACAAGGGACGGAAGUACCAACGCAUUGAUGGUAGCACUACCGGUCCUGAUCGCCAAAAUGCAACAAAGCGUUUUAAUUCGGAUAGCAGUGAACAGAUCCUCUUGAUCUCAACUCGAGCUGGCGGCGUGGGUCUCAACAUGUUUGGUGCUAAUCGGGUGGUCAUCUUUGAUUUCCUCUUUAACCCUAUGUGGGAGGAGCAGGCUGUCGGGCGUGCAUAUCGUCUUGGUCAGAGGAAGCCGGUCUACGUCUAUCGCUUCCUUGCUGGUGGUACCUUUGAGGAGCUCAUCUUCAACAACGCAGUCUUCAAGAGACAACUUGCCGUUCGGGUGGUGGACAAGAAGACGGUUAUGCGUGAAAGUUCAAAGAAAACUUCGACCUAUCUCACACAUGUGAAAGAUGUGGAGAAGGAUGAGAAGUACUCCGCCCUUGGGCGGGAUCCUCAGGUUCUCGAUCAAAUUCUCGGAGGAGAACUUAAUGAGAUCAUUCUGAAGGCGAGAUUGUCCCACAUCCAAGACAACGAGAAUGAUCAUCUCACCGAGGAGGAGACCCGCCAGGUGGAAUAUGCCCUCAAGAUGGAACGUCUUAAACGCUCGGAUCCGCUGGCUUACCACGCUGAGAUAAAGAGACGGGAAGAUGAAGAAAAGAUACGCCAACAGGAGGUGGCCCGCAUACUCAAACAGCGGGAAUUGGAGAAGGCGGAGGAGCAGCGCAAAUUGUUCCAGAUGAGCCAAUCUGGACAGCAGCAGGGUUUCAUGACGGAUCAACAACGCAUUGCCUCUCUUAACCGCGGUCCGAUUCCCAUGUCAACAGUGGGCAGAUCACCCCUAUCUGUGAAUAACCGGGGUGCAGCGGAUGCAGCGGGUGCAGCGCAGCCUGCCAGGUUCUUAUCCGGGGCUAACGCUACUCCUAUUUCACAAGAUCGGCCACAACUCCCUGCCUACCAGCCAAGCUCAUCGUCACUCCUACCAGUGGGCUCAAACGAGCAACCCGUAACUCCUUCUGCAUACAAGCCAAGCUCAUCCACACUGCGACAAGCCGACGGCGGAGAAGCUCGACCCACUUUCCAGGUGCCUUCCGGUAAUGAAGUCAUUGUGAUUGAAGAUAGUUCAGUGCCUUCAACGCCGGUCAAAGCCCCCGUCAAUGCCUUGCCUCUGCGUUCAGCAUCCUCGGACCAUUCUCCUGUUUCGCCGACUCCAAAUAUGAGUGGCGAUGUUGCUCAGGAGAAUGUCAACCAGCCAACGUCCGUGGAAAUGCCACCGCAAUUCAACCAGGACGAAUCACAGGGGUCUGCGGAGCACGUCGAAAAUAGCAACAUGGAUAUCGGCGGCGAUGGCUUGGUCGAUCAGGUCGACAAGAAUACCGAGGAAACAGCUCACAAUCAGGCCACCGAAACCAACCCUCCGGCCGCUGUUAACCAGGAGAAGUCCGAUGCCAGCAACAACGGCAUUGCGGAUCCUAAGGUGACCGCACUUAGGAUGGCAGAUGACGACAAUGUCCUCAAAAAAUCCGCCAAAAGCUCCACUGAUAUCGGGGAAGGCUCCGCAUCCAAGAUGGCGGCUGUCGGCACAUCGCUGAUUGUGCCCGCGACUAGUCCCGCCUCCGGCCAAAGCGAGGCGAUGGACACCAGCGAUAGCUCGCGGGUGACCGUCGACACGCCUGCGUCCGGGGCAGCGACUUGUCCCAUCACGUCCAGCCAAUCUGAGGCAGUGGACAUCAGUGAUGGCGCAUAA
Molecule: messenger RNA, 5733 nt
Organism: Penicillium subrubescens
Lineage: Eukaryota; Fungi; Ascomycota; Eurotiomycetes; Eurotiales; Aspergillaceae
Product: putative SNF2 family helicase/ATPase
Exons: 2
Coding region: 1-5733 (1910 amino acids)
Cellular component (GO): nucleus
Molecular function (GO): protein binding; ATP-dependent chromatin remodeler activity; ATP hydrolysis activity
Source: RefSeq, a predicted model, not a curated record